This is a messenger RNA of Macrobrachium nipponense, 972 nucleotides long. RefSeq lists its product as uncharacterized. NCBI's taxonomy places the organism in Eukaryota, Metazoa, Arthropoda, Malacostraca, Decapoda, Palaemonidae. The record is from RefSeq and is a predicted model, not a curated record. The transcript has 6 exons. The coding region runs from base 1 to 972 and encodes 323 amino acids.
AUGUUGUGCUGCUGGUCUGCUGGUGCUGGUCCUGCUGGUGCUGGUCCUGCUGCUGCUGGUCCUGCUGGUGCUGGUCCUGCUGCUGCUGGUCCUGAUGGUGCUGGUCCUGCUGCUGCUGGUCCUGAUGGUGCUGGUCCUGCUGUUGAUGUCCCUGCCACUCCUGCCGUGCCUGCCCCUGCCCACGUCGCGUCUCGUCAUGGAGUUGAUAACUUAGAGGAAAAGGCUCAGUUCAAUGUUCAGGAAUUUUUAGCAGCCCCCUCCAUCCAGUUUUGUCUGAAAACCACUCAGUCUAGAGCACAGUGGAGCGCUUUAGCAGAGGCAUGUAGUGGUUAUGUGCUACUAUUGGAGAAGAGUCUCACAGGAGAUUCAAUUAUUUUGAAGGGUAUAGGAGGAGAGGAAGUAACCCCUAUAUGCCGCCUACACCUGUCAUGUGAAUUGGUGACAGGGAAUGUUGAUUUUGCUGUAAAGAACUCACUGGCUGUGGAAGGUGGAAGUGAGGUUUCCCAUAGUGCUGACCAAGAAGAGAUUUCCCAAGAAGAUGAGGAAGACGGCGACGAAGAAGAAGAACCUGAUGUUCCUGAAGAGACUCCGAGUAGUCAAAGUGUUGCUGAAGACAGUAGUGAAACUACAGCAGCUGAGUUAACAGAUAUUGAGAAUUCAACCCUUGAAGUUGGUCAAGUAGCCCCUUCCAUCCAAGUUUUGUCUGAAACCACUCUGACUAAGGCACCGUGGAGCGCUUUAGCAGUAGCAUAUGGUGGUUAUGUGUCUACUAGUAUGGUAAAGGCACAAAUAAGAUAUAUUGCUAUGGAAUCAUUGAUAAGCUCUGGUAGUAUAACUGAUGAAGAUGAGUUAGAAUUGGCUCAAGAGCUGUUGAACGUAGCACGUGCUGAUCUCAUAAAUAAAAUAGGCCAGGAAGAAAUUGCUGCAGACAAUGCAGAUGUGGAAUCCACAUCUGCAUACGAACUUGGAUAG